Messenger RNA from Rosa chinensis, 1332 nucleotides. Its product is annotated as acyltransferase Pun1. The record is from RefSeq and is a predicted model, not a curated record. The transcript is spliced from 2 exons. NCBI's taxonomy places the organism in Eukaryota, Viridiplantae, Streptophyta, Magnoliopsida, Rosales, Rosaceae. Bases 119 to 1171 code for a protein of 350 amino acids.
GCCAACCAACCAGGUGGAACUCAUUUCGAACCAUCCUUUCAUUUUAACAAAUUGCGCCGCCUCUGACUUUAAAUCAGCGACUCCAUCCACCACAGAAGCUCGAUCGUCCUCGGUGAUCAUGGCUACGGUGCAGCUCGAAGUAAUAUCCAGAGAGCUCAUCAAACCCUCCUCUCAAACUCCACAUCACCUAAGAAACUACAACCUCUCCUACUUCGAUCAGCUCUCUCCUCACAACUUGCAGUGGAAUGAUACAAAUCUGAGUACUUUACUUGCUGUACAAGUCAGCUACUUUGAUUGUGGGGGAAUGGCAUUAAGUGUGUGCAUGUCACACAAAAUUGGCGAUGCAGCAACCAUGGUCAAUUUCGUCAAUGACUGGGCCGCCAAGGCUUCAAACUCAGGUAAACAAGUUUCCCCUUUGCUCUAUACACCCUCGAUUUUUCCAAGGGGUGACUUAACACUUAUGCCGCAGCCGGAAUAUUCCAUCAAGAAAGAAACUUGUUCCUCCAGAAGGUUUGUAUUCGAUGCCCAAAAAAUUGCGGCCCUCAAAGCCAUUGUAGCUGACAAAGUGCAGAAGGCUACAAAGGUAGAGGUUGUGAGUGCUCUACUAUAUAAGUGUGCAAUUUCUGCCGCCAAUGCAAGUUCAUCAGGUACUACAAGACCAAUUCUUUUUCUCCAAAAUGUUAACCUUCGUACCAGGAUGAUUCCUCCGCUACCAGAAAACUAUGUGGGUAACAUCAGUUGGGUAUUUCCAGUACCAAAAAGGGAGGACAGUUUGCAUUGCUUGGUGGGUCAAAUGAAAGAGGCCUUGUCAGAUUUCUGCAACACAUAUGUUAAGAAUGUAAGGGGUACAGAAUUGGCCUUGAGCAUCAGCAAAACCAUGGAGAAGAUGCGGGCUAUGUUCAAAAGCAGUAAGCAAUGUGUGCAAUACAAUUGUAGUAGCUGGUGCAGGUUCCCAGUAUACGAAGCAGAUUUUGGGUGGGGAAAGCCUGUGUGGGUGAGUAUUGGGGCUUGUCUUGACAAGAAUGUUAUAAUUCUGAUGGAUAGUAAAAGUGGGGAUGGGAUCGAAGCUUUUGUGACUCUGGAAGAGCAAGACAUGGCUGCUUUUGAGUGUGAUGAAGAGUUACUAGCAUUUGCUGCUCUAAAUCCAACUCCAUUAACAAGUCAAGUUUGAUGUUGUAGUUGCAUGUGCUAUUAUAACUGCUAGAUUAAAAUGUGCUAGAAAAGCAACAGAACAUAUGUAUGGUUCUGCUUGUAAUUAGACUCUUACGAUGUGUCUCAACUUCUAGUUAUUUGGACUUUGGUUAAUCUUAAACUAUAUUCAUGGUUUGUUAA